AAUCGUCUCUCCUCCCUUCCCAUUGCCUUUUUUUACCCAACGUCCUCUCCUCCGUUCCCAUCUCGAGUAAGCAUCCAUCUCAGGACCAAGAAAAAGAACCGCUCGCUUCUCAAUUUUCUCUCGGUGCAGUGUGUGUGAUCGUCUCCUUCCCCUUCCCCUCGUCCUUCCAACAGCAGUGGGUUAAUCUGGUGUAGGAAUCUUUUUCCUCGAUCACAUCUUCUUUCUCUCAGGCACAGCAAAGCAAAGCAAUCUCAAGCAUCUAUAUAAUGGUGAAGAGCAAAUCCUCGUGGAGGCAGAUUGUGAAAGACAGCAGACCAACAAACGUGUCCAUUUCCACAAGAAACCUCAGCCCACAAGAUCUUGGAGCUGUAAUAUUUGGUUGCACAAACAAUACCAUUGCAGAGUGUCACUCAAGGCAACUUUUCGGCUUGCCAAGAGCACAUAUCUCCUAUGUGCAAAACAUUAAGGAAGGAUUACCUCUCUUCCUCUUCAACUAUGACGACCGCAGAUUAUAUGGUAUUUAUGAAGCUGCAGGCAGUGGCAAGUUCUGUCCUGAAUCAAAAGCAUGGUCACAUGAUGGCAAAGGAAAGACAAGUUACCCUGCCCAGGUUGCAGUGCGAGUAAGGGUGUGGUGUUUUCCGCUAGCAGAGAAUCAGUUUAGAAGUGCUAUUCUAGCCAACUAUUACCAGAAGAUGCCUGGUGUCCCUGGCCAGAAGCUUCAUUUCUUCCAGUUUGAAUUGGAUCAUGCACAAACACAUGUUUUGAUGGAAAUGUUUACUCCUUCGCCUCCUCCCAACAAUUUCUGGAAGCCCUCUGCUGCAGCACCAGCUGAUGAGCAUGUGAGCGAAUUAAUAUCUUCACCUGUAUGGGCACCAGAGUGUGAGAGGAAUAAUGAUCUCAAAUCAGAAAAGGUUGUAAAGUCAUAUGCAGACAUGGUAAGGAAGAACAAAUUUGAGGAAGUUGGAACAGGAGAUGUGGAUGCUGAACGUGCUAGCUCAGGUAAUGAAUCUUCAAAUGGUUUUGAUGAUCUGGAUUGUGGAAACACACCACCAGAGAGGGAGGAACAUGAACUAUCAGAUAAGGCGGUUGAAGUACAAAAGCAACUACAAUCUGGUCGGCAGGAAAAAGUGCUUAGCAUCAAUUGGGAGUUUCAAAGGUACAAGAUGUUGUCUGCUCGCGCUCGGCGCUGGAAUUCUGAUUGUUGUGCCAACGCUGCUGAAACUAAAGACAAUGAAGCAUAUAGCAGUAAGUAUGCACAAGAGGUCACAUACACAAUUCUGGAUGGGCAUUCUAAUUUGCCUGAAACCCUAGAUACUGAACUCAAUCAGCUCUCCUGGGGACAUUCUAAUUUGCUGGUGCAAUUAUUGGACUCUGAAUCCUGUACAGAAGCCAAGCUGAUAGAGAUAGUUAAAGAGUUAUCUGGGCGCAUAGAGGCGAUGGAGAAGAAGCAGGCUUGGUCCAACAAAGAAGUUAAACACUUGCAAGGGGUGAAUGAGAGGUUACUGAAAAGGAUUGUGGAGCUAAAGGGCACAGUGAAGACACUAAAUUCAAAAAUAGAUCCUUUAACACUAGAUGAUUCACUCAAUCAGUUUGUUGAACAAUGUUUGGGAUCCGAAGAUGUCAUUUAUCUAGUUGGUGGUUGUGAUGGCUUCUCACUCUUGCCAUCACUAGACUCCUUUUCCCCUUCGUUGGACAUACUGACACCUCUCAAACCAAUGGCUGUUGGAAAGUCAUAUGCCUCAACUGUUGCAUUAGACAACAAGAUAUUUGUUCUUGGUGGUGGCGAUGGUGCUUGUUGGUUUGAUACAGUUGACUGUUAUGACCCAAGGCGUGAUGAUUGGACCACAUGCCCGCCAUUGAGUCGCGACAAGGGGAGCCUUGCUGGAGUUAGCGUCAAUGGCAGAAUCUAUGCAUUUGGUGGUGGAGAUGGAAGCGAGUGUUUCCCUGACGUUGAGAUAUUUGAUCCUUCUCUUGGAAAGUGGAUAAAGAAUCGGCCUAUGCUGGAAAGGCGCUUUGCUCUAGCUGGUGUGGAACUCAAUGGUGUGAUUUAUGCAGUUGGUGGCUUCAACAGUGUUCAAUAUCUGAGCUCUGCUGAGAGACUUGAUCCUCGGGAGCCUAAUUGGAAAAUGCUCCCAACAAUGAAUGCAGGAAGGGGCUGCCAUACACUUGCAGUGCUUGAUGAGAAGAUAUUUUCAAUUGGUGGUUAUGACAAUGGGGCUAAAGCUAUGGUGGCUACUGUUGAGAUGUACGAGCCAAGGAUGCCGUCAUGGGUGAUGGUUGAACCCAUGAACCACACCAGAGGAUACCAUUCUUCGGCUGUGCUUGGUGGCUCGAUAUUUACAUUUGGUGGGGUGAAAGGUGAAGCAGAUACUAUCCUGGAUGUGGUGGAACGGUACAAGGAAGGGUGUGGCUGGGUGACUACUGGGUUGAAGUCCAUCGGCAGGAGAUGCUACUGCUCCGCCAUUGUUCUCUGACUGUUUGUUUACAGCAGUAUAAUACUUGCGUGGUGAAUUUGCUACGAUAGCUUCUGACAAUGAAUUGACCAACAAGCAGAUAGUUAAAACUUAGAAAGCCCUCGUUCGACCUGAUGAGCUGAGACCUGUAGACAUUGAGAAUGCGAUGUGUGUGUGUUGAGACCCUCGUUUCUUACUCUUCCUCUUGUUCCUGAUCCGAACCACUGCAAAACAUUGAUGUGUGUGUGUUGUCUGGUUUGUGAUACGGCAACACCGGAUGUGAAACUGAAUCUGUACUGAACUAGUAGAUGCGAACGCAAUGGAACAACAUGGUGAUGGCUAUCUUAUAUUCUUAUUUGACUA
Molecule: messenger RNA, 2816 nt
Organism: Panicum virgatum (switchgrass)
Lineage: Eukaryota; Viridiplantae; Streptophyta; Magnoliopsida; Poales; Poaceae
Exons: 11
Coding region: 267-2474 (735 amino acids)
Biological process (GO): response to endoplasmic reticulum stress
Molecular function (GO): protein binding
Source: RefSeq, a predicted model, not a curated record